CCAGGACCUCCGCGCAGCCUAACUAACUCCUCGCCUCCCAGCGAGUGGGGGGAAGCAGACUCCCCCCAUCCCAAUCUGGACCCCUCUCGGCGGAGAAGUGGAGGUUCUAUUCAGAGGGUCCGGUCUGUCUAAAUAUGCCCCAGGAUGACCGAGCGGCCGCCCAGCGAGGCGGCACCCAGUGAUACCCCGCUCGAGGGACCGGACGCGGCCGAGACUCGCAUGGCCCCCCCGCACCUGGUGCUGCUGAACGGCGUCGCCAAGGAGACGAGCCGCGCAGCCCUCGCCGAGCCCCCGGUCAUCGAGCUGGGCGCGCGCGGGGCCGGCGGGGGCGGCGCCACCAGGGACUUAAAGGGCCGCGACACGGCGGCGGCGGCGACGGCCGGCGAAGCGCGCCACCGGGUGCCCACCACCGAACUGUGCCGACCUCCCGGGCCUGCCCCGGCCCCCGCGCCCGCCUCGGUCCCCGCGGAGCUGCCGGCGGACGGCCGCAUGGUGCAGCUGAGCCCGCCGGCGCUGGCGGCCCCCGCCGGCCCCGGCCGCGCGCUGCUCUACAGCCUGGGCCAGCCGCUGGCCUCGCUGGGCAGCGGUUUUUUUGGGGAGCCCGAUGCCUUCCCUAUGUUUACCACAAACAACCGAGUGAAGAGGAGACCCUCCCCCUACGAGAUGGAGAUUACGGAUGGUCCCCAUACCAAAGUCACUCGUCGGAUCUUCACCAACAGCCGGGAGCGAUGGCGGCAGCAGAAUGUCAAUGGGGCAUUUGCAGAGCUUAGAAAACUGAUUCCUACACACCCCCCAGACAAAAAGCUCAGCAAGAAUGAGAUCCUCCGCCUGGCCAUGAAGUAUAUCAACUUCCUGGCCAAGCUGCUCAAUGACCAGGAGGAGGAGGGCAUCCAGCGGGCCAAGCCUGGCAAGGACCCCGUGGUGGGGGCUGCUGGUGGUGGGGCAGGGGGUGGUGCACCUCCAGAUGACCUUCUGCAGGACGUGCUUUCUCCCAACUCCAGCUGUGGCAGUUCCCUGGAUGGGGCCGCUAGUCCGGACAGCUACACAGAGGAGCCAGCACCCAAACACACUGCCCGCAGCCUCCACCCCUCACUGCUGCCUGCCACUGAUGGGGCCGGCCCACGGUGAUGGGUCUAGGACUGCCCAGGACCAGCCAACAGGAGCCUUUAGGCCACAGGAAUGGUGGACCAUUGGGUACCAUGGGCUGACAAGCAGGGCAGUAGACUUGAUGAACUUCCCUCCAGUCUGAACUUUGGGAAGCCCUAACUGACCCUGGGCUGGCUUUUCUAUUUCCUGCUUCAGAGGAAGAACAGGAAAAUGGAGUGGAGUGGUAGGUACUUUUUCUGAAGAUGGCACGGUCUUCUCCCUUCCCCAAAGUCACUAAGACUUCCCAAAUAAGGGGCUUAAGUGUCACUGCUUUUGGCCUGGAGUUUUGGAGCUCUGCCUUUGCUAAAAGCUGGAGUUGUCAGCCAUCACCUAAGGUAUCCAGAAACCUUUGCCUUGUCUUUAGCCCCUCCCGAGCUGACUGAAGUAGCUUCUGUGGCUGCUUCUGUCCCAUUGUAUAGGUACCCAAGAGCUGUCCAUUAUUUUGAGCCCAGUCUUUAUCCAGUCUAGUGUUGCUCUAUCCGGCUUGCCAGCGGCUGUGGAUUCACAAGCCUCUAGGUGCCUUCUUCAGGGCCUGGUUGACAGCCUGCUCUGGACUAGCUGGACCAGAGAGUCAGGAAAUUCAGGAGCCCUGACUUCUUAUCCUGGGGAAGCAGAAACCUGCUUUUUUCCCACUGACACUUGCCUUCCUAUCCUGUGGCUGUGGAGAUGAAUAUGCCCUGUUGGGCUUUGUGCGAAGGCAAGGAAAGGGAAAGGGAAAUUGAACAACUUCAACUCCUGCACAUCACUGUUGAUGUUGGUGGGCAGAUGCCAGUGUGCCGAUGGCACGUGCAUGCUGGGAGACUUGCAGCCCAUGUGUGUUCUCGAGGCUCAGAGGGCAUUUCCUCCUGCAAGAUGUCUGUCUGUUGGUUGGUGGUUUGUUCUUCCUUCUGAAUUAAGUGCUAACUCUGUCCAAUUCUUUGUAUUUGGAAGUUUUGCUUGACUUUAGUUAUCAGUAGACUCUUUAGGCCUUGAUAUGACCCAGGAUUUACAGCCCUACUGUAGGGCCUGGAGAAUCCAGUCAGAGACCAGGCCCUGAUGAAGACCCAAAUAUAUACAUAUUCAUUAGCAGGACCUUAAAUAUCCCUUAAUUGUGUAGUUUUCAUUCAUCAAAGGUGCAGAUGGGAGGUUGAUGUAAUACAAUAGGAAUGUCCUUCCAAAAGUUGUACAGGAAGUUUUUUUUUUAAAUCAUCCAUUUAAAAAGAAAUAACUACUACAAGCUCUUUUGUAAGGUGGAGAAAAUCCUUUUGUAGUGUGGACCACUGCCUCCUUGUUUAUCUCCUGUGUUGAUCUAGAUGCUGGGUCAUGGUUUACUGAAGUCUAGGCCUAGUUUAUUCCAAGCCCAUGGAAUAAACUGCACUGAAGUCCUGUGGAUCUCCCAUUGUACUCUUAAGUCAUGUAACCCUCCUCCACUAGGCUCUGGCUAGUGAAAAUAUCCAGUGGCCAAUUUUUGUUAUGCAGGGACCAUCACUGAGGCUGUGGGAAACCGUUCCUGCUCUGAGCCUUAACCCAGUAGCUUAUUCCCACCAUGCUGGGGCCUUGAAAACAACCUUAAGCAAACAAGGAAUGAUCCCUGCCCUCUCCCCUUUUAGUUAGGUUGUGAGGUCCAGUUCUCUAGCAGUAUGACUGACUAUUGAAGCAUUCUGGGAGAUGCUAUGCAGUAUCUCACCCCUGUGAAGGUGGAACCACUGUCCUAGGCUCUAAGGCUGUGUUUACCUCUAGUAGAUUAUCUUGGCUUGGGAAUGAAUGAAAUCUGGUUUAAUGCAAUAGGACAGGUAGUUGGGUCUUAUGAGAUGGACUAUGCAUUCUGUCAAGAUGUCAAGCUUUAGUUACCUCUACAGAUUUGCAGUGUGACUAGGAUAAGGCACCUAACUGUCAGUUUCUCAUAAAUACCUUGACUUAGACUGUCUCCUGGGGCAGUGGUAUGGACUGAAUAAAUAUGGUAAUGAAAGUACAAGUGUUUUGAGACCAUAAAGACCUUUGUUGUGGGCUAGGGUAUAUAUUGCUCAGUGGUAGAGCACUUGCCUAGCACGCAUGAGAUUCUAGGUUCAUGAGAUUCUAGAUUCUUUUUGACCUAGCAUCCAAAAAAAGAGAGGCUCUGUUGCCCUCUCGAUACCAAACCUGCAGUGAGGUUAAAGUCCAAACCGUGGGCAGUUGACAUUGGGUAAUUGAGAUUAUAAAUUGCUUUUGCCUGAGUUUUCUAGAUCCUCUUAAUUUAUCAAGAUUGUUUUCAUUUAUUUGUGUCUCAGUCCAAAGCAAGAAACAAGUGAGAAUGAAAAGAGAACAUGGACAGACUGGAAAGUGGAACACAGCUGCCCCAUAUGUGUCUGGCUAGUGGGAGGGGGUGAGGUUUUAUUUAGGUCUUUGUAAGAACUAAAGAAAAAUGGUCACUUCUUUGAUCUUCUACAACCCAUACCCUUCCUUCUCUUCCUUUGCCUUCUCUUACCCAUGAAUAAACUGCAGCAUUCCAGGAAUAAUAGAUUCAUAAUAUCUGUGCAUAAAAUGUUUUGAGGAAAACAAAAAUGUAAUGAGAAGAGGAAUCACAUCGUUUAGGAAUUUGUGUUGUUUUUCAUGCAGUGGCAAAUAAUAAGAUGGUACAGCUUUUAUUCUUUCUCCAGAAAUACAAUGAAAUGGCACAGCAUCCAUAAUCAGCCGACAGCUAUUUCGGCCUUUUGGGCAGGUCUAGCCAUACUUGUGAUUUCAGUGGUACAUGACCUUCUGCCGAUGGCUCACCUGCCUGUGUACAUAGCGCACUGUUCCUGUGGACGGGCCCAGCACUUUCCGUCAUUGUUGUACUGUAUGUGAUGAAUUGUGUUGGUCUCUGCAUUUUUCUGCAGAAGAGGAGUAACUGCUCCGGGUACCUUGACCUUUGUACAGCUCAGAGGCCAACACGAUGGGCUUGUGACUCUUUAGCAAAAAGGCCCAUGUGAUGAUGAUGAUGAUGAUGAUGAUGUGUACAUACAUAAGGUUAUAUGGGGGAAGAUUUCUAAAUAAAAGUUUUA
Messenger RNA from Dipodomys ordii (Ord's kangaroo rat), 4145 nucleotides. RefSeq names its product T-cell acute lymphocytic leukemia 1 (gene Tal1). The record is from RefSeq and is a predicted model, not a curated record. Gene Ontology annotation, biological process: regulation of transcription by RNA polymerase II. The transcript has 4 exons. Gene Ontology annotation, molecular function: protein dimerization activity; RNA polymerase II cis-regulatory region sequence-specific DNA binding; DNA-binding transcription factor activity, RNA polymerase II-specific. The coding region runs from base 145 to 1128 and encodes 327 amino acids. Lineage: Eukaryota; Metazoa; Chordata; Mammalia; Rodentia; Heteromyidae.